CUGGGUCCUCAGCUUCCGUCCAUCUUGAAGGGGCUUUUACUGUCAAACACAAGCGGACUGACGGAGGACGAAAUAAUGUGUUCUGAAGACGUGUAUACCUUUCUAGGCGAUCUCUUACAGGGGAAGAUGUGGGCACUUUCCAUGAUCGAUGCAUCAGGGAAACCUGCUUCCUCCAUCUUUAAAGGGGCAACCACCUUCUUCGGGAACUAUGAUGAAUGUCUUGAGGUGGUCAGUGAGGUGGACCUAUCCACUGGUAGACAAGUAAAGGGGGACACCUGCGUUGUCUCCAUUAAACCCCCUCCACAGCUGCUAAAACAUGAUGGGGCCCGCAAGUGUCUUAGCUCCGAACCUUGCCUUCAACUGGCAUCUGUGCCUUCCAGAAACGUGCGGCAGCAAUAAAGUCAAGGCAGACAUACAAAGCAUGUUGUCUCAAGUUAACCUGACAAUAGACAAAGUGGUGUGUCAUGCUGAAGUGAAGAACGGGCCUAUGAGUGAGGACAGCGCAGCAGUGGGAGCUAUCGUCCUGACAGCCAUCUUGGGAUGCAUGGUUCUUCUGGGUUCUGCUUUGGAUCUGUACAUCCGGGCUACCAAAGAUCAUGGUGAGAAGGCCCCUGUCACUCCUGGUCUGGAUGCUGUUCAGCUAGAAAAAAUCAGUGCAAAUUUACAGUCUAAGGACACUGAGGGGAUUGAGGCACCAGUUAGCAAUGGGCAUAGAGAUGGUUUGAUUGGCAAUUCGCAAGGGACUGGUCACGUAGAGAAUGGUGGACUAGACAACCCUGCAGGUCCAGCAUUACCUGAAACAAAAGGUGGACACUUUCUAUAUCCUAAUACUGCUCAGCUGCCCAAAUCAGAAGAGAAACCAAAGAACCAGAAACCAAAAUUAUGGAAGCGUGUCCUGUUGUGUUUCUCAGCCGUCAGCAAUGGGGAGAAGAUCCUCAGCGUGAAACGCUCACCUGGAUCACUUACCUGUCUUAACGGCAUCCGGGUGCUCAGCAUGAGCUGGGUCAUUUUGGGACACACGUUCCUUAAUCUCAUUACUAACGUAGAAAAUGGAGCAGACCUCCUGCCGAUAACAAGGAGUUUCAGUUUCCAGGUUAUUAUGAACGCUCCAUUAUCGGUGGAUACAUUCUUUUUUCUCAGUGGCCUAUUGGUGACGUACUUGUUCCUGAAGGAGACGGAGAAGGCUGGAGGUCUGAAGGUGAAGCACAUGGUCAUGUACUACGUCCACCGCUACUUGAGAUUGACACCUGUGUACGCCUAUGUGAUAUUCGUCUACACGUUCGUUGUGCCGUAUUUGGUUGAUGGUCCAACCUGGACAAGUCCUACCGACAAGGCAGUUUGUGAGAAGAACUGGUGGAUAAACUUACUGUACAUAAAUAAUGUACUCUCACCAGACCAAAUGUGUAUAGCCUGGAGCUGGUACCUCGCCAACGACAUGCAGUUCUAUGUUGUGGCUCCCCUGGCGUUGAUCCCCUUGGCACUAAGUUCACAGAUGAAGGACAACUUUGCAAGAAAGGUCCUGAAGCUGAUUGGUAUAUGCGUGUCUGUCGGAUGCAUCAUCAUCAGCAUCGCCUGCACUGGCUACUAUUCAUAUCACAACUUCCAGGAUCUCAACGGGGUGUUCCUGAAUGUGUACAUCAAACCUUGGAAUCGGAUCGGACCAUUCGCCAUAGGGAUGCUUGUUGGCUAUAUGCUUCAAACGAAGAAGUCAAAGAUCGAGAUUUCUCCAUUCAUGCAAGGUUUGGGAUGGGUCCUGGCUUUGACGGCAGCCGGACUAUGCACACUGUUAACCUAUGACGACACAAAAGGACCAGGCUGGGGAAUCGAUGGAAGGACCGCUUUCGACACGCUGUUCAGACCUGUUUGGGCGCUGGUCCUGGGUUGGGUCGUCUUCAUCUGCUGCAAGGGAAAAGGAGGUAUCGUGGACUGGAUGUUGUCCUGGGACUGGUGGCAGCCUCUCUCUCGUCUCACAUACGGGGCCUACCUCGUCCAUCUUGUCUUCAUGAUUACUGAAACAUUAUCGAUGAGGUCACUCAUCUACUACACGCAAGGUUAUAUUGUGUACCGUUAUUUCGGCUUCGUGUGCAUGUCGUUCAUCUUCUCCUUCCUGCUGGCCAUCCUGGUGGAGGCGCCCAUGCUGCAGUUGGAGAAGCUGGCCCUGUCAUAAGUCACAGUAGUUGCUGUCGACGUCAUCUACCACAACUACCACAACUACCUGUAUAAUGCCUGUGUGAUACAGGUGCUUAUACCUAUGUCAAGCAUGUGAUCAAAGACACAAGAUAAAAGUACUCAAUGAAGAGAUCACGUCAUAAUUGUACAUGCAGCUGUUCUUAAACAAAAGUAUUUUUAUUGACACUACAUGUUAUACUUAAUCAAUAUUUUUAUAUUGUAUAUCAUAUUGUAAUUAAUAUCUUUAUCACAUACGUUUUAAUAAAUACAUUGGAUUGGUAAAAACUGAAAGCUAGUGACGUGAAAUAAUUUCGAAAGCAGCGAAAUUCAUUUGUCUCAAAUAACGAAUCACAGCUUUCAAAAACAGAACUAUCGAGAUAUAAUUUAAAUAACUAAUAUGACCUUUAAAUAUGUGAGGUUUAAUCUCUCUUUAUUAAAACAACUGGCAGACCUCAUAUCAAGUCUCAGUCCACUUUUUCUAUGAAUUUUCAAUUCUUGAUUAUUUGUAAGAAUCAAUUAUCAUUAAUUAUCAUAAUUAAGAUCCCACAGAUCCCAUUAUCACUAUUAUCAUUCAAGUGUCAUUGUGUGAUGGUGUCAUUCACAGAUUGAUGUAAUGAUGAUGAAUCACGUUUGUCCCACUAUUACCUCUUUGACCAAAUGAUAUCUGAUGUACACAAUAAACAUUCUCGUUUAUA
Messenger RNA from Haliotis rubra (blacklip abalone), 2864 nucleotides. RefSeq names its product nose resistant to fluoxetine protein 6-like. Gene Ontology annotation, molecular function: acyltransferase activity, transferring groups other than amino-acyl groups. The record is from RefSeq and is a predicted model, not a curated record. Bases 317 to 2167 code for a protein of 616 amino acids. NCBI's taxonomy places the organism in Eukaryota, Metazoa, Mollusca, Gastropoda, Lepetellida, Haliotidae. The transcript has 15 exons.